ACCUGUGAGGGCCUAAAGCGGCGCCAGAGCGCAGGUAGAGCACAGGUCCGUAAACGCAGGGCCAGGCAGUGGCAGGAAUGAAUCGGGAAGAGAGCUACUACUCGGCCGGCCAAAUCUACAAAGAUUCCUGCGCCUACCAGAGGCCUCAUACGGAGGACUACAGCCAGAGCCCCCCGCCGUGCCUCUACAUGGGCAGACAGGGACAGACCCUCUACUCUUCGCCUUCCCUGGUCGUCCAGGAGCAGCAUAACAUCCCAGAUCUCUCACCCUACCUUCCCACCAGAGAAGAUCUACCGAUGGGGCACCUACACAAUGCGCAAACCCAACAGACCACCCUGCAGCCCUUUGGGGGUUACGGAGAUUCCCUGGAUCUCUGUCCAGAGCGAAACAGGUGCCAUCUUCCGUUCCCCUGGAUGAAAUCGACUAAAUCUCACACGCACGCCUGGAAAGGACAGUGGACCGGUCCGUACCCCGCGGAAGUGGAGGACAACAAGCGCACGCGGACGGCGUACACGCGCGCGCAGCUGCUGGAGCUGGAGAAGGAGUUCCUGUAUAACCGCUACAUCUCGCGGCCGCGGCGGGUGGAGCUCGCGCUCACGCUGCGCCUCACCGAGCGCCACAUUAAGAUCUGGUUCCAGAACCGCCGCAUGAAGUGGAAGAAGGAGGAGGAGCGGCGGAGGCGCGCGGACCCCGAGCAGGACGCGUCCAUCACCUCCGGGGAGCACGAGGACGAAGAGACAACAACCACGAGCACCCGCGCGCCCUCAGCUCCACGAGACCCAGCAUAAACACACACACACACACACACACACACACACACACACACACACACACACACACACACACACACACACACACACACACACUCAUCAAUUCACACAACUCAUUAAAGUGACUGGCGCCUUAACGGCGUUCCUGAUACUGUGACGAAGCUGCGCCUCUCCCAUUCGGCCACUAGGGGGCAGCACAAGCUUAAAUACAUAUACUGAAUAUACACGGAACCUCACUGUUUACUAAAAGAAACACUAGGCCAGAGGCCCAAUUGCAUACCGCUUACACCUACUAACUCAUUUGUGAGUAAUAAAUAUAUAAUAUAGAUCAGAAGUGUUAAAAUAUCCAAGAUUCAUACUGUGUCUGAAAUUAUUCUAGCCUUGGGCUAAAAUGCUAAUAGUUAACAACAACACAGACACAUGCCCAGUAAUAAGCUGUAGAUCAUUUGGCAACUUUAGGACACUGAUACAUUCAUCAGGACUCUUUCUUUACUUUUAUGUUUAAGUGUACAGCUGUUCUCCAGAUACCAUUCUUAGCACAAACAGCAAUUUCAUGGUCAGAAACUGAUCAUUCAAUUUGGAAUUUCCUGGACCUCAGUAGAUAAGUAACAAGGGACUUAUCAGGACGGGAUUGGUUUCUCAGGGGGGGCGUCUGUGAAAAAUAUUUUACACUUCUACUCAGUGAUAAAACUCUUGUAUCCGUACUGCAAUUGAAAAAACAGGAGAACCAGUGAGUUUUUUUGGCUUUCUUGGGCACGUGACAUCACGUGCAGUAGCUCCUCCAGUUCCACUUGCUGUUGUGUUUACAUGGAUCUCCGUGAAAACCCGCACCCAAAGUGUAAUUAUGGUGUGUAGCAGUGGACAAAUAGCUAUUUUAUUAAAUGCGAGGUAGUUCAGCCUGUAGUUCAGUAGGUAAUUCAGCCUGUCAUUUUCUGAGAAGACGUCUGAGAAAAACAAGUACAUGGUUGUUCCAGACAGGAAUAAAAUCACAGAGGAUCCUCCAUAAAAGAUAAAAAUACCCCAGGACCCCCUGAGAAAUUAAUCCCAUCCGGAUAGGGCUAAAUAAAGAUUUCAGAGAUUGUCUGUCAGAUAUGGUCUGUCAUGUGACCAAAAAGUUCAAAACUUAAUGUGAUUUCUUGCCAACGCACAAAUGUAUCGAAGGUGUGUUGCUAGACAGAAUACGGGUGUUAUGGGACCAUUUGUUGUGUGGUAAUAUACGUAUGUAGAGUGUACCUGCUAUAGGCAACUGUAGAAACAUUCAGUUUUCUACUAAUAUACUAUACUAUAUACUAUAAUAUACUACUAUAGUAAUACUAUACUAUAGUAACAAAAAAAUUAUUAUCUGAUGGCCCAGAACACCUGAACUUUCCUUAAUCUGGCAGAGGAUCAAUAAUGUUGACACAUUUGGGUAAACAGGCCUGCAGGUGUGGACUGGAGCAGACCACAUAAUAAGUGCAUGGUAAAGUGCAGAAUGUAAACUAAUACUCUUUCACAGACACUGUUUUAGUUGUUGCAGGUAAAAAAAAUCUGUGAAAUAAAGUGAAUAGAGAUUGUAUGAUGCUUAAAUGUUCAUUAUCAGCCCAAACGUGACUUUGCAGACAUUGCAAAUGACUGUAAAAUAUGUAUUAUUAUAUGACUGUAAAUAAAAAUCUUUUCUGUU
Molecule: messenger RNA, 2430 nt
Organism: Astyanax mexicanus (Mexican tetra)
Lineage: Eukaryota; Metazoa; Chordata; Actinopteri; Characiformes; Acestrorhamphidae
Gene: pdx1
Product: pancreatic and duodenal homeobox 1
Exons: 2
Coding region: 78-788 (236 amino acids)
Biological process (GO): regulation of transcription by RNA polymerase II; type B pancreatic cell differentiation
Cellular component (GO): nucleus
Molecular function (GO): DNA-binding transcription factor activity, RNA polymerase II-specific; RNA polymerase II cis-regulatory region sequence-specific DNA binding
Source: RefSeq, a predicted model, not a curated record